Bradysia coprophila is the source of this 1626-nucleotide messenger RNA. RefSeq names its product cytochrome P450 4C1-like. Lineage: Eukaryota; Metazoa; Arthropoda; Insecta; Diptera; Sciaridae. The record is from RefSeq and is a predicted model, not a curated record. Gene Ontology annotation, molecular function: monooxygenase activity; iron ion binding; heme binding.
AUUCAGUUGUCCAUUACAAGUGAUGAAGACAUGAUUGCAGUAAUAGUUGCGCUGUUGGUUGUUAUUUACUCGGUCAUAAUACCAUUAACAAAAUGGUACCGAAAACGGGCGGCUCUUGUCCAAGUGAUUGAUAAAAUACCUGGGCCCAAGGCUUAUCCUUUGAUUGGCACAACUUACGAAUUUUUUGGAGUAGAUAGGAAGGAUCUGUUUAAAGUGUUUAAAGAUGUAGUCAAAAUCGAUCCGUACAUUGCCAGAUCUUGGAUGGGACUAAUACCAGAAGUAACGUUAAUGAAGGCAGAAUAUGCAGAGGCUGUGAUUAAUUCGCGAAAGAAUUUAGAUAAACCGUUCUCUUACAAUUAUAUUAAACUUUGGUUAGGUGAGGGAUUACUGACCAGCACCGGCGAUAAGUGGCACAAACACCGCAAAAUCAUAACGCCAACUUUCCACUUCAGCAUUUUGGAAAGCUUUUGUGAAGUAUUUGCGGAGAAAUCCAAGAUUUUGGUGGAACGGUUGAGCCAUCACGCUGACACUGACGCUCCGAUUAACAUUCACACGUUUGUGACACGAGCGGCUCUGGAUAUAAUUAGUGAGUCUGCGAUGGGAAUAGAAAUUGAUUGCCAGACACAACAUCAAAAUGAAUAUGUGGAUGCUGUCUACGAAAUCAGCGAAUUGAUCAUGCAUCGUAUUCUGCGCCCAUAUCUAGCACCUGAUAUAAUAUACCGGAAUACGACCAGUGGAAAGAAAUUUAAGAAAUGUUUGGACAUCCUACACAAUUUUACAAAGGACGUGAUAUUGAACAGAAAGGCAGCUAGAGAGGAAAAUAAACGGAAGGGAGUUGCACCCAAGAAAAGACAGGCGUUCCUAGAUUUGCUUCUCGACGCCAAUGAAAAUCAAAAUUUGUUGACCGAUGAUGAUAUUCGUGAAGAGGUUGACACGUUCAUGUUUGAAGGUCACGACACCACUGCAGCAGGAAUUUCGUGGACACUCUACGUACUCGGUCUACAUCCGGACAUACAGCAAGCGGUCUUCGACGAACUGGAUCACAUUUUUAAGGGAUCGGACCGACCAGCUACGCUCGAUGACUUAAGCGAAAUGAAAUAUUUGGAACGCGUCAUCAAAGAAACUUUGAGACUUUACCCAUCGGUACCAUUCGUUGGUAGGAUAUUAAGCGAAGACGUCCAGUUGGAUCAAUAUACAUUACCCAAAGGAACCAUGGUCACAAUUGCCAUUUAUUUCCUACAUCGUGAUCCAAGAUUCUUCCCUGAUCCAGAGAAAUUCGAUCCGGAUAGAUUUCUACCGGAGAACACCGUAUCGCGACAUCCAUACGCUUAUCUGCCGUUCUCAGCUGGUCCGAGAAACUGUGUCGGUCAGAAGUUUGCAAUGUUUGAAGAGAAAUCCGUGCUCAGUUCGAUCAUCAGGAAUUACAAAAUAAUUUCCGUUGAGACAACUGAUGAGAUCGACUUAAUGGCCGAAUUGAUUUUGCGAACGCAUAACGGAAUCAAUGUGAAAUUGGAACGACGACAUGUUUAAUCUCGAAUCGGGAAUCGAAACGUCUGCACAAAAUGUUUAAAAACAAAAACAAGCUGAAGAUAUAGUAGAUAGGCUGAUUAAGGAAUCGUGAUUCAC